AAUUAUCUCAAAGCCAGCUGUUUUCUUUUGUUUCAAACUCUAAACUCUCCUAUCCUCCCCCUUGAUCUCUCUCUCUCUUGAUCUACGCUCCCAUUCACAUUCCACACUUUACCCAUCGCACUCUCUCGAUCCGCUUCAUCCCGAUUUCAACCAAUUACGUGCCUGUGCCUCUUGUUGUUGUCGUUGUUGUUCUCUGUGAUUGGGCGUGUGAAUUCUGGUUGGGGAACAAUGACGGUCGACGUGGAGGUCAAUGUCAAUGGAAACGGUAAGGUGUCCAUCAAGGGUGAGAGUGAGGUCGAGGACAAUUGUAGCUACCAGGAUUUGAACAAAGGUGGGGAUUCCAAUACACUCAAGCAAAAACAACUCCAAGAGAAUGACACUGGUGGGAAGGACGAUUGUGGUGACACCUCCUACGUUUUCGUUACCGGAAACGACAUCGUUUCCACUGAUCCGGCUGAGGAUGGAGAUGGUGGUAUUAAGAACCACAAUGUCGGUUAUGAAGAUCAUGGGAUUGAGAAUGGGGUGGACAAUGCAGUCUCCACGGAUCAAGCCAAUGCUGGGGAGGGGGAGCUUAUUACCACUGCUGCUGUUACUCAAUCUGAGCCCCCACCGCUCCACGUUCACGUGGAAUCUUCUAUGGAAGAGACCUCGGAGGAGCCUCAAGGAAUUGUUGUGUCGGAGGUUACUGAAUGCAAAGGGGAGUUGCCACUUCUCCACCAUGAGAAACAAAAGGGAGGAGAAGUUGCAACUACAAUGGGUGCCCAAUCUGAUCAACCUCUACCCAGUCCUCCUGGCGAUGAGGACUCUAGAUGGGAAAGCAAUUCGUGUUUGGUUGAAGAAAAUCAAGAGUCUCAAAGUGCAGUUACAGUGAAUGUUGUCCAUCGUCAAGUGGAUCAGAUGGAUGAUUCAGCAAAUAUGACCUCCGAAGUUCCUAGGAUGGAACUUGAGUUGGAGGUGGAACAAAAUUUGGAAAACCCACCUGCUGAUGUCCAAGCAGAGACAGAAACAACUUAUAUUGCUAUACUUGAUCAGGAUAGGGUUACCUUACCUGCUGAUCAUGCUGGAGACAGUGUUGCAGGGGUUGUUCUCAGUAGUGGUUCUCUUUCUGGCAAUCAAGUCAAAGCUGAAGAAAAUGGGCCUGCUGAGGAUGUGGAAACCUUGCCCUCUCCUGACUCUGGAAGUGCAUCCAUCGAGGUUCCUGUUGCUGAUAUACAGUCAGAUAUGGGAGUUGAUGGUAAUGACGCUGUGGCGAAUGAAAACAAAGAUGGCUUGCUUUCUGUCGCGACCAAGGAAAUUGUUUCAGAAGCAACUCUUGAUAAUGAGCAAAAUGGAUUUUCCGACAAUGCCGAUGAUCUGCCCUCCAAAAUUUUCUCUGAGAAUGUCCCUGUUGAAAGUAGUGAAAGCUUACUGUCUGUUACUAUUGAAGAUGCAGCCAUGAAUUCUGCUUUUGAUGAUGCGAGAACAGAAGGUGAAAAUUUCGAUGUCAAAAGUGAUGAAUAUUCUGUUUCCAAUCCUGCAAAGGAUAUGGGUGUAGAAUCUGUAGUUGUUACUGACGACCACGCCAAAACCAUCCCUCUUGAUAAUGCUUCUGCGAAUAGUGCUGUUGAUGAUGCUAGAGGAAAGAGUGAUGUUGUAAAAAGCAACGAAUGUGCUGAUUCUAAUACGAAAAAGAAUGCGGAAGUAGAAUCCACGAUAAGCGUUACUCUUGAUAAUGCCACCAAAAAUUGUGCCGUUUAUGAUGUCAGAACAGAGAGUGGAGUUGAAGAACUGAACGUAGAAAGUAAUGGAUGUUCUGAUUCUAAUCCCACAAACCAUGUUGAAGUAGAAUUAGAGGUUAAUAACGGCCAUACAAUGGAAUAUACAACAUCAAGUGACCAACGGAUCAGUGAUGUGGAGACUGCAAUUGAAAGUAGUUUGUAUUCCAUUUACUCUGAAGAGAAAUUAUCUUCCCUCUCAAAUGGUGAUGCCAACUCGGUGGAAAAUCGAUCUUCUGAAAACAUGGACGGAGAAAGUCAUACAGUUGAGUUAGUUCAGAGUCAAAUCACCAGUGCUGAUGUGAAAGCUGAGUCUGACAUGAGCAGCACAGAUGUUCUGUAUAAUAAUUCUAUUGUUACUCUGGAAAAUGAAGGAGAUCAAUUCACUGGGAUAGAUGGUGCAAAUAAAAGUAAAGUUUCAACAGCUUCAAUUGAAGGUUCCACAGGUAAUGCUUCUGAAGAGCAGGAUGUGCCAGCUGAACAGGUGAAGAGGCCAUUUCACUACUUAAUAAAGAUUCCAAGAUUUGAGGAUGAGAACUUGAAAGCGCAGAUCAGACAAGCUCAGUCACAACUUGAGGAGAAAACUCAAAGUCGAGAUGCUAUUCAACCUGAAAUCCAGAGAAAAAGGGUCAAUUAUAAGGAGUAUGUGGAUAAUCUCAAAGCUGCCAUAUCUGAAGAGAAAACUCUACGAGACUUGCUUAGAGCUAAACGCAAGGAAAUGGAGUCUCUUCAAGCUGUGAGUAACAGAGCAAGGAAUGCUAUUUCUGUUGAGGGCAUUGAGGGCACGAUACGCAAUAUGGAACACAAGCUACAACAUGAAACCCUGACUUUAAAAGAGGAAAAGCUGUUGAUACGUGAAAUGAAACAACUGAAACAACAACGUGAGCAGGUCUCUUCUACUAUGGGUACCCAGGAAGAAGUUCAGGAGGCCAUAGACCAAAAAGAAGACAUAGAAGAGCGCUUGAAGUUUUUGAGGAAUGAAGCUGAUUUGCUUAGAGGUAAGAUUUUUAAAGCUGGGGUUGUGGCCAAAGAUGCUAAGAAGAAACUCUCUGAGGAGUCUGAAAUGCUUGAUGAAUUGCAAGCUCAGCGUCAAGCUGCAGAUGUUGUUCGCCAAGAAGCAUAUGCACAUUUACAAUGUUUGAAGAAACAAUCAUUUGAGAAGAGCAAAUUCUUUUUCAACUACAGGGAUGAUAAAAGGGAAGCUACCGAUUUGGCAUCAGCAGGAGAUAAAGAAGCACUUCAACGACUUUGUGUUAACCAGGUGGAGAGAGUUAUGGAGCAGUGGAACAAUAAUCUUGAGUUCCGGAGGGAUUACACGAGAUGCAACAUGAGAAGCACGCUAUGGAGACUGAGAACAUUGGACGGCCGUUCACUUGGUCCAGAUGAAGAUCCGCCGGUAAUUCCCAAUGUUGUAAAUGAGAGAGUGGCCAGUGCUGUGCCACCAAUUUCUAUUGAGAGAGUGGAGAAACAAGUUACGCCACUUAAUGCGACAAAAGCAGAUGAUAAAUUCACAACAAAGGUUGCAGACCAAAAGAAUCAGACAGCCAAAACAAAGAAGCCUACAAAACAUGCUCCUUUGUUGUUUGGCUCAGUAACAGUCUCUGGUAGAGAUGAAAUCAAAGAUGUGAGAGAGGAAGAGCAUAAGCGCACAAUGGAAGAAGAAGAAUCUGCAAGGAAGGCAGAGCAGUUGAAAAAGGAAGAGCAAGCUGCCAAAUUGAAGGAACAACAUCGGUUGGAGGAGAAGACCAAAGCUGCUGAGGCGCUAGAGAGGAAGAAGAGAAUUGCAGAAAAGGCUCAGGCGAGGGCUGCGCUUAGAGCACGAAAGGAAGCAGAGCAUAAAGAGAAGGAAAAGGAGAAGAGGGCAAGAAAGAAGGAGAAAAGGAAGGCAGCAGCGGGAGAGGAUGCAAAUGAUAACAAUGAGGGGGAAUCUACUAUUCCAAGCUCUGAAACUAUAACCGAGACUCUCAGGGAAUCUGAAAUUGAAGAGAAGCUUGUGGCAGUGACAAAGAGGCCUCAAAAGGCACCGCAGUUCAAGCAGCAUAGCAAGGCAAAAUCGACCCCCCUACCUCUUCGCAACCGUGGUAAGAGAAGGAUGCAAACUUGGAUGUGGGUUGUAGUUGCGGCAUUGGUCCUUUUGGCCUUGUUUCUGGUGGGAAACAGCGGUAUCUCUUAUCAUUUUGGUCUGCAGCGAUUCGGUUUCUGAAAGCAUCCUUUGCUUAUUGUUUCUAGGCAAUCAGCCAGAAAGAAACCAUCCCAUAGAUAUUAAUUAGGCCAUUCUUUAGUUGUCUUUUGUUUGGUUUUCUAUAGUUUGCUUUUAAUUAAUUACCAUAAGCGGGGGUUGGAUUUAUUAUUAUUAUUUUGUGUUUCUCUCUUUCACACAGCAUGAUAUAGAUUGAUUUUCUGUAAUGCCCUAAUAUUAAGGGAAGGAUUAUAGUAUUGUUUUCAUUAGUGUAAUACAAUAGGAUAAAUGGAAUGAUUAUUAUCUCUAGUCUACUGCCAAAA
This is a messenger RNA of Tripterygium wilfordii, 4256 nucleotides long. RefSeq lists its product as uncharacterized. The record is from RefSeq and is a predicted model, not a curated record. Gene Ontology annotation, molecular function: RNA binding; pseudouridine synthase activity. Gene Ontology annotation, biological process: pseudouridine synthesis. Lineage: Eukaryota; Viridiplantae; Streptophyta; Magnoliopsida; Celastrales; Celastraceae. The transcript has 8 exons. The coding region runs from base 229 to 3957 and encodes 1242 amino acids.